Messenger RNA from Gorilla gorilla gorilla (western lowland gorilla), 1810 nucleotides. RefSeq names its product 17-beta-hydroxysteroid dehydrogenase type 6. The transcript is spliced from 6 exons. Gene Ontology annotation, molecular function: oxidoreductase activity. Lineage: Eukaryota; Metazoa; Chordata; Mammalia; Primates; Hominidae. The coding region runs from base 408 to 1361 and encodes 317 amino acids. The record is from RefSeq and is a predicted model, not a curated record. Gene Ontology annotation, cellular component: intracellular membrane-bounded organelle. Gene Ontology annotation, biological process: steroid metabolic process.
GGCUGUCUGACCCGGCGGCCCGCAGUCGGCCGGGGCCGCCGGGAGUUGUAGUUCCCACUUGGUGCGGGCGGGGGCUGCGGGAGACGCAGCAGUUUGCGCUCUGCCCACGCGUUCGGGCACUAGGGCCACCGCUCUUGUGGGCAGAAGGCCGCGUCCAUUCCAGGAAGAGGAUCUUCUCCGGAAAUCUGAUCAAGGAUGACACUGGUGAGAACCCUAUGAGGGAGUGAAGCAGCCUGGACUCUUACCACAAGAGGGAGGUUAUAAGAGCAAUGCAGAGGUUGGAGUGGGCAGCAGUUGGGGCAGGAGGAAGCCAGCUGCUGCCUGGUCUGCAAAGAAGUCCUUUCAAGUCUCUAGGACUGGACUCUUCCUAAGCAAGUCCGGUAUGUAGAGAAGGAAGCACCCUCACUAUGUGGCUCUACCUGGCGGCCUUCGUGGGCCUGUACUACCUUUUGCACUGGUACCGGGAGAGGCAGGUGGUGAGCCACCUCCAAGACAAGUAUGUCUUUAUCACGGGCUGUGACUCGGGCUUUGGGAACCUGCUGGCCAGACAGCUGGAUGCACGAGGCUUGAGAGUGCUGGCUGCGUGUCUGACAGAGAAGGGGGCCGAGCAGCUGAGGGGCCAGACGUCUGACAGGCUGGAGACGGUGACCCUGGAUGUUACCAAGAUGGAGAGCAUCGCUGCAGCUACUCAGUGGGUGAAGGAGCAUGUGGGGGACAGAGGACUCUGGGGACUGGUGAACAAUGCAGGCAUUCUUACACCAAUUACCUUAUGUGAGUGGCUGAACACUGAGGACUCUAUGAAUAUGCUCAAAGUGAACCUCAUUGGUGUGAUCCAGGUGACCCUGAGCGUGCUUCCUUUGGUGAGGAGAGCACGGGGAAGAAUUGUCAAUGUCUCCAGCAUUCUGGGAAGAGUUGCUUUCUUUGUAGGAGGCUACUGUGUCUCCAAGUAUGGAGUGGAAGCCUUUUCAGAUAUUCUGAGGCGUGAGAUUCAACAUUUUGGGGUGAAAAUCAGCAUAGUUGAACCUGGCUACUUCAGAACGGGAAUGACAAACAUGACACAGUCCUUAGAGCGAAUGAAGCAAAGUUGGAAAGAAGCCCCCAAGCAUAUUAAGGAGACCUAUGGACAGCAGUAUUUUGAUGCCCUUUACAAUAUCAUGAAGGAAGGGCUGUUGAAUUGUAGCACAAACCUGAACCUAGUCACUGACUGCAUGGAACAUGCUCUGACAUCGGUGCAUCCGCGAACUCGAUAUUCAGCUGGCUGGGAUGCUAAAUUUUUCUUCAUCCCUCUAUCUUAUUUACCUACAUCACUGGCAGACUACAUUUUGACUAGAUCUUGGCCCAAACCAGCCCAGGCAGUCUAAAGAAAACUGGGUUGGUGCUUCUUGGAAUGAAGGCAAAAAUCUGAAAUUGUUAGUGUCUCAGUAAUCCUGAUUUAGAACCCAGGCUUUUUGUAACAAUGUGUUUUCUUGCCUAAAUUCAUUUAUCUGGCAUCAUCAGAGUACUAACAUGUUUAUAUUUCAGAUAUCCAAAGCUUACCCACUUUAGGUGAUGAAUCUUUACUAUUUUAGCCCUUUUUUGAUGAGACUAUUUGUCUAAAGUGAAUCAUUUGUUCUUGCCUUAUUAAACAGAGUAGAUGGAAAACAAUGUAACCUAUUUUGAAGUCAUUUCUUUAUGAAUAUGAAUAAUUGUUCUAUGCUUUAAUAAUCCAUUGUGAAGAAACUACUAAGAAAUAUGUUGGUGUGUUUGUCCUUACUUGAAAUGGGUCUGUAUUAUGGUACUUUUAAUAAAUAUUUGAUUUUUCUUUCUCUUC